CGCGAAUACAAAAUUUAUUUCGGCAAGAGGCCUGGCCGGCAAGAGGCCUUUCGGGAGUCCAAGUCGAAGUCGGGAGUGGCAGACCUUCGGCCCUUCCAAAUUCCGGUCGCCCAUCGCCUAUCGUCUGCUGUGGCAGAACAUGAGGUGUUCGCUGGCCUAAUACUUCGACUCUGCAACCAUCAAUUCUCUAGUCUUCCUAUUUCAGGUGGGAGCCUUUGCGUUUGCGGCACUGGAGUAAUGAUGAUGAUGAUGAUGAUGAUGGAUAAGUCUAUUAAAUAACUUAAAUGCCUUAGUAGCAAGUGGUUAACUCAGACAUGGUAGGGUGAUCGUGUGAAGUUGGUUACCAAUAACGUGUACAAAACGCUGCAUGGUGAAUUCCAUUCGCCACCUGGAAUACUUUUAAACAUACUGCGUGUGUUCUAAACUCCUAUGAGCAUCUGUAAGUUCUCUUCGAAUUUAUGGACUCCAAGAUGGCGCAAAGACGUUGGAACAUCGUCUAUGGUUGUGCGUUCAAGCUGGUGGCUCGUGAAAAGUUACCAACAAAUACCGGGUGUUUCUGCUUGGAUCAGAAGCUUCAGUUUCACCUUAUCUGCUUUGUCUGAUCCCAACAAUGUUAAUAGCACUUCUUCCUCUAAUCGCCCACUUGAAUAUGAGCGCUUGCUUCCAUGCCCCUCACAAAAUUCACCUCCCAGAGUGGAGCACUUAGUUGUAAUGAAGGAAUGCCCUGUUUUGGAGUACAUUAGUGAAACAUUGGAUCUGCCUCGAUUAUCUCAUUCAUUUUGGAGCUGUAUAUUAUGCUUUAGUAUGCCCAAAGCCACCUCCCACUGCAACAUCUGAGCAAACUAAAUUAUAUGAAGAAGUUACUGCUCCAUCAGUGUUAAAAAAGAGAGAAUCGAUUAAAGGUAAAACGUUCAGGGAAGCACAGAAAACAUUCCGUAUAAGUUCUGCUAACCACAUCCUCGAAGCUGGAACUUACCUACGGGUGCAUGUUCACCCAAAACGCUUUCCUAGGUGCUACGAGAUUGAUUGGAAGUCUAGAAUUAUUGCAGUGACUGAAUCCUAUGUUGUUUUGGACAAACCUGCUGGCACAUCUGUUGGAGGAACAACAGAUAACAUUGAAGAAAGUUGUGCCACAUUUGCUACUCGUGCAUUGGGAUUGCCUACUACAUUGCUUACUACUCAUCAGAUUGAUAAUUGUACGGAAGGAUGUGUUGUGUUGGCUCGAAUGAAGGAGUACUGUUCAGUGUUUCAUGGAAAAAUCAGGGAAAAAAAGGUGAAAAAACUUUAUGUUGCUCUUGCUACUGCACCUGUCCCAACCGGGAUAAUUACACAUUACAUGCGUCCCAUUAAUUCUGCCCCAAGAAUUAUUUCUGAAGAUUUUAUAAAAGGUUGGCAAAUGUGCAAACUUGAGGUUCUGGAAUGCAAGAAGAUACCCUGGCCCAGGAGUUCAAUUGAAAGGGAAUACAAUAUUGAAAAUGGUGGAUGGCCCUCAAAGGAAUUUGCAUAUGAGUGUACAAUUAACCUUCUGACUGGUCGGACGCAUCAGAUUCGAGCCCAACUAGCAGCCUGUUUUGCACCUAUAGUGGGCGAUUCAAUGUAUAUGCCUGCUGCUAUUGCUGAGAUGAAUUGUCCAGGGUGUAACCCAUAUGGAAAAACUGGUAAAGAAUACGCAAGCGAAAAUGACAAAUCAUUUGCUGUGGAAGAGUGGAUUGCUCAACAUGGAAAGGAGCCUAGUAUUGCUGUUGGCCUUCAGGCAUGCCAAAUUUCAUGGGAUGAUGAUGGAGACCACCUUUAUGAGGCUGGAUCUCCCUGGUGGAGAUCAUAACCCCGUUAGUAAUCUCUUGACCUGUCCAUGUCAAAACUCUUAUCACAUUGAGGAACAUAUAAUGUAAUGGUUCAUGAAGACUUCCACAACACUAUGCCCAUGUCCUAGAGAGAAUGAUGCUCUACCUCAUCUUCUGGAGUUUAGUUAGUUAGUGGGGGUUGGGGGUUGGUUGGAGAGGGGACCGGAAUUGCACCGGGGGUGUGCUGGCAUUGAGUCGGAUGCGGUUAGGAUCGGUUCCUGGGCAAUUUCCGGUUCAGUUAUUUUUUUUUUGCUAUUUCAGUUAUUACAUGAUAAGCACACAUAUAUUCAAUAACGAAAGAACAGUAUGUAUUUGCAUUUAGAUAUACUUUAAAUAAUAUAAACCAU
This is a messenger RNA of Cuscuta europaea, 2191 nucleotides long. The record is from the annotation of a GenBank genome assembly. NCBI's taxonomy places the organism in Eukaryota, Viridiplantae, Streptophyta, Magnoliopsida, Solanales, Convolvulaceae.